This is a messenger RNA of Dicrocoelium dendriticum, 2031 nucleotides long. NCBI's taxonomy places the organism in Eukaryota, Metazoa, Platyhelminthes, Trematoda, Plagiorchiida, Dicrocoeliidae. The record is from the annotation of a GenBank genome assembly.
AUGCACAUAUUGCGUCUGAUGGAUCGACUGGAAUCUAGUCAACGCACCGUUCGACAGAAAGCUAUUCGAGGUCUGCUGUACUUACUCCAAGGCAAUUUCGGAGAUUGUGAACUGGAAGAGGAUCAGAUUACUUGGGCCAGACGGAACGUACAUAUGUGUAUCGAGGCUGGUCUCUUAUCUGUUGCUUGUCAAGUGCUCUUACUCGAGAUUGCGUACGACAAAUGGUCAAAAUCCGCAACCACAUGCGAAGACCCUCCGAAGGAUCAAGAUUUUGCUACGAAUAAGGAGUCGGUAAUCACCACAGAAGAUUCCGAGCCAGCUCAACCAAAAAAAGGCACCCUGUGCAUGGCGGACAGUGCUGACUUGCGGGCCAUUCUCUCUGUUCUCUACAUUAUGGUGGAAACAGUCCGUGAUGGUCUAAUGAGUGGCUCUGCUCAAUCCCCUGUCAAUUGCGGUCCGGCCGGUGUGCAAUCCUUGCGUACACAUUGUAGCACUCAGGAUCCAUCUGCCAAGCUUCGAGAACAAUUUCUGGAGGAACUUUCGUCACCCAUCGUCCACGAUAGCAACACAACGUUGACCGCAGUUCUCUUCGAUAUGGUGCACCGCUUCUGUAGUGGCUUGGCUCCCCACUUUCCAAUGAAGAAGGUUCUCUUACUUUUAUGGAAAGUUCUCCUGGUUACUUUGGGCCCAACCACAACCUUGUGCGCGCAGAAAAACCUUGUUCGUGCUCGCUGGGGCUUACCUCCGCUGUUCGAAGAUUCACAUCAAGUAGUCCGUCGAAUUCGAGCUACAAGUCCACCAGGUGCUUCUAAUGAUCAAGCGUUGUCCCGUGGUGCUCGUCCAAACAAUCGACAUGCAAUGUUCGGACAAAGUAACCAGGCUCCUCGUCAAGGCAUCCUGGCCAAUAGUCGCUGCAAUCUCAAUUCACAACGAUAUCAGUCUGCUGCAAUCUCUUCAGCGAUCUAUUCCUUUUCUACUUCUCCGGCACCACUUGCUUCAUCUGCCACCGAAGCCGGUAGAACGGAAUACUCCGGAUAUGCCACGCCGCGUCCCGGAUCUCCGGUUACGGGAGAUACAAACGGCGCUACCGAACAAGUCAAUCACCCAGUUCACUCCCGCAUUGAGACGCCCCUUCCCAUUCUAAACAGGAGCGUCGUCACAGAUUCUGUUCUACCUCAGCCUCCUCCCACUGCUCCCCAUUUAGCACUCGGGCAGGGUCUUCCCAAUAUAUUUGCAGACAGCAAAUCACUUCCAUGGAAACCGAAAGUUCGCAAAAAGGAUUUGGAAACCUUUCUGAACAACGUCCGUUUGAAAUUCCUGAAGUUCCAGGUUCCCAAUGACACAACCUCUUUGAUUGGGCUUCCAGAGCCAAUACACGAGGCAGUUAAGGUUUUACGGGAACAUUUGUACGUGUCCUUGGGUGAGAUGCAGAUCGAAAAAGAGGAGAAGAUUAUCCGGUACCCCAUGUCAUUGAUGAGCGAUUGGAGCGUCUACUGCUGGCGGAAUCUCUUUUCCUGUAUCAACUUGCUACGCAUUCUCAAUAUGUUAACUAAGUGGAAACAUUCUCGGACAAUGCUUCUUGUCGUAUUCAAAUCCGCUCCGAUUUUAAAACGCGCUUUACGCGUCCGUCACGCAAUGCUGCAGCUAUACGUACUGAAGCUUCUCAAACUACAGAGCCGUUAUUUUGGUCGACAGUGGCGCAAGAAUAAUAUGCCCAUUAUGUCCGCGAUUUAUCAGAAGGUCCGCCAUCGUCUAACAGAUGACUGGGCUUACGGAAACGAUGUGGAUGCCGUUCCGUGGCGAUUUCAGUUAGAGGAGCAAACUUUGCGCGCAAACGUCGAUCAGUUCAAUCGGCGAAGGUAUUCAGAUGCUUGUUUCGACCCAGAAUUGCAGCCGGUUGAUAAUUCUCUCACCAGUGUCCUCGGUCAACCUUUCAAGCUAUCUGAUGAAUUCAAACGAAAUUAUGAAAAAUGGCUAGAAGAGGAAGUGUUCUCUGUUCCCAUCAAUUGGUCACAGCUUUUGGCCGGUUGA